GUAGGAAAUGGCUGCGAGAUCUGGAAGGCCUUGAGGCCCGCCGGGUUACACUUAUAGAACUCUGGUAUUCCUGUGAUGGAACAUGCUGUAAAUCCAGAAUCAUCAGUGGCAUUUAAAUCAGAGUCAAGUUUGGACAAUAUGGAAAGUAAUUCCCAAGGCUUGGAUGAUAAAGGUGACCCAAGCAAUGAUGAGGCUCCAAAAGCAAUUAAACCCACAAGUAAAGAGUUUAGGAAAACAUGGGGUUUUCGAAGAACUACUAUUGCUAAACGUGAGGGUGCAGGAGAUGCUGAAAUAGAUUCUCUUGAUCAGCAACCGCAGCAGCAACAAAGCCUCUCCCUUCGUCGAAGUGGGCGGCAACCCAAGCGAACAGAAAGAGUGGAAGAAUUUCUUACAACAGUUAGAAGGAGAGGAAGAAAAAAUGUUCCUGUUACCCUGGAAGAUUCAAAUGAACCAGCCUCCUGUCCAGUUACAGAUGUAGAAACUGCUUCUGAAGGGAGUGUGGAAAGCACUCCUGAAACCAAAACUGGUCAGAAGUCUGAUUCUAGGAAUGUUAAGAGUCAAUCUACUGUAGUUGCAAAAGGAACAAAAGAUGAGGAGGAGGAGGAGGAGGAUGACACUUCUGAUAGUGACAGUGAUGGAUUGACAUUGAAAGAACUUCAAAAUCGUCUUAGAAGAAAACGUGAACAAGAACCCUCUGAAUUGACCCUAAAGGGUAUACAAAAUCGCCUAAGGAAGAAACGUCGUGAAGAGGAUCCCACAGAAACUGUUGAUGUUGAGGCAGGUAACACCGUGGAAACUGAAGUGCCCAAUAAGCAAGAACCUGAAACAGUGGAUCAAGUACCUAUCCCCCAGGAGUCUAAAGAAGAACAGGAUAUUAAGUUGGAGGGGAAAGUUACUCCAGGAAUCAAAGAUGAAGAGCCUGAAGAACUAGUGAAGCGGAAACCUGAAUGUGAGGUUUAUGACCCUAAUGCAUUAUAUUGCAUAUGUCGGCAGCCUCAUAACAACAGAUUUAUGAUUUGUUGUGACCGUUGUGAAGAAUGGUUUCAUGGUGAUUGUGUAGGGAUUUCUGAAGCUCGUGGGAGGCUUUUAGAAAGGAAUGGAGAAGAUUACAUCUGUCCAAAUUGCACUAUUCUGCAAGUACAGGAUGAGACUGCUUCAGAAUCUGAUCAGCAAGAAGCUAAGUUUAGGCAUGAAAAUGCUGAUGGCACAGAACUAACAAGUAUAGGAACAAUAGAACAAAAAUCCAGUGAAGAUCAAGGAAUCAAAGGUAGAAUUGAAAAAGCUGCCAAUCCGAGUGGCAAGAAAAAGCUCAAAAUAUUUCAACCUGUUAUUGAGACUCCUGGUGCCUCAAAAUGUAUUGGUCCUGGUUGUUCCAGUGUGGCUCAACCUGAUUCAGUAUAUUGUAGUAAUGAUUGUAUUCUUAAACAUGCUGCAGCCACCAUGAAAUUUCUGUCUGCUGGCAAAGAACCAAAACCAAAAGUAAAAGAAAAGCCGAAAUUGAAACCCGAAAAAUGCAAUCUUCCAAAAUCUGGUGUUCAGGCAGGUAUUAAAAUUUCUUCUGUCCAGAAGAGGCCAGCUCCUGACAAAAAAGAAAACAUUGCAAAGAAAACUGUGGUGACGACACCUAGGAAUGAAGGACUUGUUAAGGAAACAACUUCAGAAAGCAGCACACCAUCCUGGGCAAGCGAUCACAAUUACAAUGCAGUAAAGCCAGAAAAGACUGCUGCCAUUUCAUCAUCACUGUUAUAUAAAUCCAUGAAAGAAGAGAAAAGGAUUGAAGAUAAAAUGGCCACACCCCUUCCAGUGACAAAGAAAGUCAUUCCUUCAACUUCAACUUCAACUUCUGUUGUUGGCAAACAGACCUCUUCUUUGCCUAGAAAUUUAGUUUCAAAGAAGGCCCCUUCUUUUAUUAAUGCUUCAGUUACUAAGCAAGCCAUUAAAAAUUCACCUGGAGGUUUCAAAGGUGUCAUCCCCAAGAAGUCAUGGUUGUCUGGCAGUCCAUCAGGCAAUGUUUCAAAUACCAAACAGUCAGGAUUGGCUUCUUCUUCUGCAGCAUCGGCUUCUAAAAAAUUAAAUGUUUCUUCUACAUUAGCUGGAGGGCCUAGAAAGCCAGUAACACCUACUGCUAGUUCUGCUUCCUCAUCCACGCCAGGAAAAUCAGGAGCUAGCCCUUCCCAGUCCCAACCUAAUUCUCAAAUUCGACAAAAUAUAAGACGAUCUUUAAAGGAGAUUUUAUGGAAAAGAGUCAAUGAUAGUGAUGACUUAAUCAUGACAGAAAACGAAGUAGGAAAAAUUGCUCUACAUAUUGAAAAGGAGAUGUUCAACUUAUUUCAAGUUACAGAUAAUCGGUACAAGAGUAAAUAUCGCAGCAUCAUGUUUAAUCUCAAGGAUCCUAAAAAUCAGGGACUUUUCCAUCGGGUUCUUCGUGAAGAAAUCUCUCUGGCAAAACUUGUGAGAAUGAAACCUGAAGAGCUUGUAUCUAAAGAAUUAUCAAUGUGGAAAGAAAAGCCAACAAAAUCUAUGAUGGAAUCCAGAAAUAAAUUACACAGUGAAAGCAAGAAGUCUGUCAUGAAACAGGAAGCCAUACCAGAUAUGGAAGAUUCUCCACCAGUAUCAGACUCAGAUGAACAAGAAUUAGCACGAGCCGUGCCUGAAAAAAGUAGUGCUCCUCUUCUUGAUGUUUUUAGUAGUAUGUUGAAAGAUACAACGAGUCAACAUCGGGCUCAUCUUUUUGAUUUGAACUGUAAAAUUUGUACAGGUCAGGUUCCAUCAUCUGAAGAUGAACCAGCCCCAAAGAAAGCAAAACUCUCUGCUUCUGUUAAGAAGGUGGAAUCAAAAUCUAAAUUUGACAGUUCUGGUUCUGGGCUAGUUACUAAUGUUGCUGAUGAGUUAAUAUCUGAAGCCAUAGUUGAAAAUACUUUGGAACCAGAAGUUGAAAAUAUUUCCCAAAUGAAUUUAGAAAGAAAUUAUUUUCCUGUACCACUGGGGCAUGGUAAUGUAGAACCCUCUUCAAUGGAAGAAAAUUCAUUAUAUCCCAUCUCCUGCUCUGCUGGGGUUGUCACUACUGUGACAGUAUCUGGUAGGGAUCCCAGAACAGCACUAAGCAGUUCAGCUACUAUCAAUACCUCAGCUUCACGUCCUGGCUCUGGCCCUCUGACUGACAAACUAUUGACUGGAGAAACAAAACAAGAAGUGCUAAAACCUAUUUUGACGUCCACAGCAGUACCAAAAUCCAUACUGGCCAAGCCCUCAUCUUUGCCAGACCCAAGAUACUUACCAGUUCCUCCAUCGCCAAAUAUUAAUAUUCCAGACUCACGAUCCCCUCAAGAAGGAGAUACUUCCCUCUUUCUCUCUCGUCUCAGCACCAUUUGGAAAGGAUUUAUUAACAUGCAAAGUGUAGCGAAGUUUGUCACUAAGGCAUAUCCUGUCUCUGGGUGUUUUGACUAUCUCAGUGAGGACCUGCCAGAUACAAUUCACAUUGGUGGGAGGAUCUCACCCAAGACUGUUUGGGACUAUGUUGGCAAACUCAAAUCUUCUAUAUCAAAGGAGCUAUGCUUGAUUCGUUUUCAUCCUGCAACAGAAGAAGAAGAAGUUGCCUAUAUUUCUCUCUACUCCUAUUUUAGCAGCCGUGGUCGUUUUGGGGUUGUAGCUAAUAACAACAGGCACAUCAAGGAUCUCUACUUGAUUCCACUGAGUGCUAAGGAUCCCAUUCCAUCAAAACUCUUGCCCUUUGAGGGACCAGGUCUUGAGUCACCACGUCCAAAUAUAAUACUGGGAUUAGUAAUCUGUCAAAAAGUAAAGCGACCUUCAAAUGCUGGAGAGUUGGAUAAGAUGGAAGAAAAAAGAAGCAAAAUUCAAACACAGGAAGAAAUUGAAGUUUCAGUCUAUCCCAAAGGAGUUACAUCUUCUCAGUCAGAAAAGAAACAAUCAAAAUAUCAGCUCUAUUCUGCAGAUGCUGGUGUUAGUACCACACCACCUGGAUCCCCACCUCCACCUCCACCUCCACCACCACCUCCUCCACCACCCCUCCCGGAUCCACCAGCAUCAUCAUCAGUAUUAAAAAUUUUGUCAUCACUUAAAACAGGGACUACAAACACCACAACUCCAUCAGUUUCAUCAGCAACUAUUACAACUACAACUUCCUCCCCUGGUAAUUCAUCUAGUUCAAAAACAGCUUCACCCCUAGAACACAUCUUGCAAACUCUUUUUGGAAAGAAGAAAUCAUUUGACUCGGCUACUAAGGACAAUGAACUUACUUCAACUUUAAACCAAGAAUCAAAGAUGGAUGAAGGCGUUCCAGCGACUCCUUUGUUAGAUCCAAUUGUCCAGCAAUUUGGCAAAAUGUCAAAAGAUAAAUCUCUAGAGGAAGAAGAGGAUGAUAGACCAUAUGAUCCUGAAGAAGAGUAUGAUCCAGAGAAAGCUUUUGAAACUCAAAUUACUGAAAGCGAAAAACGAUAUGACAUUGAAAAACCUUCUGAAUUAUCAGAGAAAGAAGAUGUGGCUUAUGACCCAGAAGAUGAAACUAUUUUAGAAGAAGCUAAAGUUACUAUUGAUGACUUACCCAAUAAAAUGUGCACAGAUAAUAAAAACUCCACAGAGAGGCCAUCUGAAUAUGUGACUGAUAUCUCUGCUCCCUCUUCCUUAGUAGAACAGCAAAAAAUGCUAGAAGAGCUAAAUAAGCAAAUAGAGGAACAGAAGAGGCAACUAGAAGAACAAGAAGAAGCACUUAGGCAGCAAAGGGCUGCAGUUGGGGUUUCAAUGGCUCACUUUUCAGUGUCAGAUGCAUUGAUGUCACCACCUCCAAAAUCAUCUUUGACAAAGACUGAAUUAUUUCAGCAAGAGCAACAAACUGCAGAUAAAUCAGAUUCAGCUUCAACAUCAAGUCAGUUAGCUCAUUCAGGAAACCAAAGUUCAGAUCUAAGACAAAGUAGAGAUCCACGACAGGCUAGGAGAAUAGCUACAGAGAAUAAUGAAAGUGAAAAUUUGCUAAAGCCACUAUCCAGUUCCUCACAUAGUGGGACACCUAUGAGAGAAUCUCCUGCAGUUGUUAAUUUGGGUCAAUUGCCUGCACCAUCACAAGAAGAAAAAGAAUUGAAUCCAGUUACUCAGUUGGUAUACAGUAAUGAUAAGUGGGUUCCAGGUGAAAAAGCUACUGUUAUUGAUCAGGAUGGACAAAAUGAUAAAAGUGAAAAUUCAGACAACACAGCCAAACAUCACUUAGAAAAUGCCCAUCCAUCAAUAUCAGAAGUUUCAUCUAAACCUUUGCGAAAAGUACUCCUUCCAACACCUCCCAAUACAUCUUUUCAACCAAAUUUCCCAGUGCAAAAUGAUGGGCAGACUUUUAAUUCACCAGCUGGAGCAAGCGGCCCUUUCUCAAAUACAGUAUUUUCAUCUCAGGAAAAAUCUCAUAGUUCAUCCCAAUAUGAAGAUAGGAGGAAUCCUCAGUUUUUGGAAAAAAAUGAUUCCUCAGCUGUUCAGGAUGAAGGAGAAAGAGGUUCACAAUCCAAACUUGAUGAUAACAGAGUUCUCUCAUUUCCUUUAUCUGGACAGAAAGGAGGCCCAGCUCAAUCACAGUUUCAGGGACAAAAUGAACCUACAUCAAGGAAUUAUGGAGCAACUUCAGGACCUCAUGGACCCAACUUUACAGCCCCAAGGGGACCAACACCUCAGUUUUCAGAAGAGAAUAAUUCUGGUACUGACGGUCAAAGAGGGCCUUCAUCUGCCAGGUUUGGGGGGCAGAAGGCACCUAUUCCUUCAUUAUUCUCUGGACAACAUGGACCACCUCCUUUUGGUGACAGCAGAGGUCCUUCACCUUCUUAUCUUGGUGGACCUAGAGGAGUGGCACCAUCCCAAUUUGAAGAUCGAAGGGAUCCCCAUGGAGAAAAAAGGGAAUUCCAAGAUUCCCAGUAUAAUGAUAUGACCAGCCCUCCACAGUUUGAGGGGCCAGAACAAUCUCAGUUUAUGGGAAAUAGAGGCCCGGCACCUUUCCCAUUUGGAGGACAGAGAAGACCUCUACUAUCUCAGUUUAAAGGACCCCGAGGAGGCCCUCCUCCUAAUCAGUUUGGGGGUCAAAGGGGACCACCACCUGGCCAUUUUGUGGGGCCAAGGGGUCCCCAUCCCAACCAAUUUGAAGGUCCUCGAGGUCCCCAUCCCAAUCAAUUUGAAGGUCCCCGAGGCCCAGCACCAAACUUCAUGCCAGGACCAAGGGUUAUUCAACCACAGCAAUUUGAAGAACAAAGAGUAAAUUCACCACCAAGAUUCGCAAACCAGAGAGGUCCAACACCCCUGCAGUUUGGGCCAAGAGGAGCUGCUCCAUUUUCAGAAAAAAAUGAACAGCCUCCUUCAAGAUUUCACUUUCAAGGGCAAUCUCCACAGGGUAUAAAACCUGCUCCAAGACCACUACUUGAACUUCCAAGCCAUCCACCACAACACAGGAAGGAGAGAUGGGAAGAAGCUGGUCCAUCUGCUCCUUUACCAACAAAUGUAUCUGGACAGGCCUCAGAAUCAGAAUCACAAUGGCCAUCAUCUGAUUUUCGAGAUGGCAAAAGUCAUGAAUAUAGAAAUCAGGCUUUUGAAGGGAGACAGCGAGAAAGAUUUGAAGGAGGCACAAAAGAAAAGUCAUCAGAUGAACCUGAAACUCAGCUCUCAGAAAAUAGACAAAGCAGAGGUUUUGAAGAUAGAAGAAGGGACCGAGAUCAUGGGAAACCUUGGGAAAGGGAGCGUGGCCGAAAUUGGAGUAGAGAUAGGGAAAGAGAUUGGGACAGAAACAGAGAUUGGGAAAGACACCGGGAAAAAGACUCUAAUCGAGACUGGGACAAAAAUAAAGAAAGAAAUCCAAAUAGGGAUAAAGAGAGGGAAUCGGAACGCAACAAGGAAUGGGAUAGGAACAGAGAGAGAGGCAGAAAUAGAGAUCGGGACCGUGAAAGGGACCGAGACAGAAGACGAGAUCGAGACAGAUCAAGAAGCAGAGACAGAGAUCGUGAUCGAACAAGAGAAAGGGACAGAGAACGAGACAGGGACAGAGAAAAAGAGAGAGAACGAGAUAGAGGAAAAGACCGUAAGGACAGAAGUAAAAGUAAAGAAAGUAGUAGGGAUUCAAAGCCAGAAGAGCAGAAAGAAGUUCAAAAACCAGCUGAAACAGAAGGUUCAUCAACUUCUAUUCAAACAUAAAUAUUUGAGAGUAAUUACUCCCCGUACUUAUGACGUGUGUGUGUGUAAAUAUAUAUGAAAAAGACUUCACAUGGGAUUUACCUGUAUAUACUCAAUGUUUGGGGGGGGGGUCUCUUUUAAAGCCAGCCUUACAAAAUGUGUUCAAGGAAAAUAGUUUCUGAAACUGCUAUGAAAUCAGAUGGAGUGGAACCAUUCUGGACUUCAACUUACUGUAAUUUUUUGUACAAUAUGUUUUCUUACGAAAUUUCACAUCUUUACAAUUCU
This is a messenger RNA of Gracilinanus agilis (Agile Gracile Mouse Opossum), 7434 nucleotides long. RefSeq names its product death inducer-obliterator 1 (gene DIDO1). Gene Ontology annotation, cellular component: nucleus. The record is from RefSeq and is a predicted model, not a curated record. Gene Ontology annotation, biological process: DNA-templated transcription; apoptotic signaling pathway. Bases 76 to 7170 code for a protein of 2364 amino acids. The transcript has 17 exons. Lineage: Eukaryota; Metazoa; Chordata; Mammalia; Didelphimorphia; Didelphidae.